UUAUAGGGCCUCGUUUCCCCCAUCCGCCAUAGCCUUCAGCAGCUUCGGCUUCGAACUUCAGGCCGAAGCCGAACCUUACAGCCUCCUCUCCCCUCCUCCAUCGUCCAUCCCCCACUUUCCCGAGCAGCUCGAGUUGUGAGCUUUUCGACUCAGUUUCAUCGGCAAUUUCAGGAAAAAGGAGCAAAAUGCCUGCUUGGUGGCCGAGGAAGUCCCGGAAGCCCAAGAAGAACUCGCCGGAGUCCCAACCCAUUAGCCCGCAGAGCAAUUCCCACAGCCCCGCCUUCAAAUCACCGGCGAAGAGCGAUGCCCAGAAGAAUAAUCUUCUCAAUGAUCACCAUCGCCACCCCCACAAGAGCAAGGAUGUCGGGGUUGACCGGUUGCCUGGCGGGUCGGGCUUCGAAUCGGACGGUCCCGGCGAGAGCUAUGGCCUCCCCCUCCCCCGGCCUUCCAUCUCCUCGACCCACUCGCUCGGGAAUGAGAACGGGUCGGGAUCGGUCUCGAGCGUGAGCUCGUCGGGCUCCGCGGACGAUCAUCCCUUGCAGCUCGGUGUUCAAAGGAGACCUGCUGAUAUUAAGUUUGCUCCCAGGUCGAGAAGCCCGGGCCCGGGAUCCAGGGGCCCCACAAGCCCCACAUCACCUCACAGCCGAUUUUGCAACAUGAGUCUUGAGUCCCCCAAGUGGUGGCAGGAAGAGUGCCGAAGUUCUUCUCACCCUCUGCCUCUUCCACCGGGUUCUCCCACCAGCCCUUCUUCUGUAUUGAGCCCGAGAAUGCCGAGCCUUGAAAACCCCAAUUCUAAUGUAUCAAAAUGGAAGAGAGGAAAGCUUCUGGGACAGGGAACUUUCGGGAACGUGUAUAUUGGAUUUAACAGUGAAACUGGGCAAAUGUGUGCAAUCAAAGAAGUUCGGGUGGCUUCCGAUGAUCGGUCAUUCAAGGAGAGUCUCAAGCAGCUUAGCCAGGAAAUAAAUUUGCUUAGCCAGCUUUCGCAUCCAAACAUUGUCCAAUACUAUGGAAGUGAACUGGACGAAGAAACUCUUUCUGUCUAUCUGGAAUAUGUGUCUGGUGGCUCGAUACACAAAUUGCUUCAAGAAUAUGGCCCACUAAAUGAACCUGUCAUACAAAAUUACACGAGACAGAUAAUAUCUGGGCUUGCGUAUUUGCAUAGAAAAUCUGUCGUGCAUAGGGAUGUGAAGGGGGCAAACAUACUGGUCGGGACAAAUGGUGAAAUCAAGUUGGCAGACUUUGGCAUGGCUAAGCAUAUAACGGCUUGUGCAUCAAUGCUUUCUUUCAAGGGCAGUCCUUAUUGGAUGGCACCAGAGGUUGUCAUGAACACAAAUGGGUACAGUUUCGCAGUUGAUAUAUGGAGCUUGGGAUGCACGAUUCUCGAGAUGGCAACUUCAAAGCCACCCUGGAGCCAAUAUGAAGGGGUUGCUGCAAUAUUUAAGAUAGGGAACAGCAAAGAAAUCCCAAAGAUUCCCGACCAUCUUUCUAGUAACGCUAAGAGCUUCAUAAGGCUCUGCUUGCAGAGAGAACCGCAAGCUCGACCCACAGCUUUGCAGUUGCUAGACCAUCCCUUUGUUCGAGCAACUGAUGGGAGUGGGACCCGCACACCACCGGCGCUGGACCUUCAUUCUGAGAGGCCGCUUAUAGCAGGUCCUGCUGAUUUGGGCUAUGAAGCCAAUCCUGCUGCCAUGUCUUCUCGAGCUCUAAGAAGCCCGAGAGAAAGUUUUCGGGCGAUCACGUCCCUACCCGUCUCUCCGUGUUCGAGCCCAUUGAGGCAGUUUGGUGCCACGCAUAGGAGCUGCUUUCCAUCUCCACCUCACCCCUAUUCCUCGGCAGGACGGAGUGGGUACAGUAAUAACAAUACUAAUAACAUAAUCGACUUCUGCCUGUAUCCCACAACACCAAACAGGAGGUAUAGCUUCGAUCCUUGGCAGGAGGCCUCUCCUUUCCGAACUCAAACUCCUGGUGGGUCCCCCCCGAGAUCGAGAAUCAUUUAACGAGCGGUGAUGUAAACUUGUAACACUCCCUGAUGACGUGUAAAUGCAAUGUAAUCUUCAUUGUCUUGUAACAGUUUUAGUUCUUAGAAGGGAUAGAGUUCUUGAAUUCAGAGUUCAGCCUAGUGCGAGGUUUGUUUUGGGAAUGAACCAGAGCAAUAAAGCCGAAAGUAUGAGUUUACAA
Molecule: messenger RNA, 2178 nt
Organism: Punica granatum (pomegranate)
Lineage: Eukaryota; Viridiplantae; Streptophyta; Magnoliopsida; Myrtales; Lythraceae
Source: RefSeq, a predicted model, not a curated record